AUGACAGCAACUGAUGUCUUCUACAGGUAUGGCGUCAACAGACUGGGCGUCUAUCUUCUACCAAUAAUUAUAUCUACAGUGAUAUUAAAAUUAAGGAAAAUCUCAGAAUCAAAAAUGGAUUCCCUACCUUUCAUUAUUGGUAGUAUCGGAAUUAAAAUGAAUGAUUAUGAAUGUAAACAAAUAGUUUUAUUUAAGUCGAUAUCAGAAACAGAAAAUGUUGAAAAUGAUGUUUAUUACGAAACUUUUUUGUCAAAAGGAUUUAACACAAUCCUAAUACCUGUUUUAGAUUUUGAUUUUAUUAAUAUUGAAGAAUUGACAAUAAAAUUAAAUAAUCACAAAAAUUAUUCAGGAAUCAUAUUUACGAGUCCAAGGAGUGUUUUGGGAUUGAAAUUAUCACUUGAUAAUAACGAUAAUAAAGAAAUAAUUAACCAGUGGAAAAAUCAUACAAAUUAUGUAAUAGGAGAAAAAACAGAAAAAUUAGCUAAAGAUUUAGGUUUUAUAACUCGAGGAAAAGAAACUGGGAAUGGUGAUGCAUUAGCAGAAUUAAUAUGCAAAAAAUCAUUUGAAAAACCAUUUUUAUAUUUGAUCGGAUCACUGACACAAAAAAAUUUUAAAAUCAAACUAGAAAAAAAUAAUAUUAAAGUAGAUGAUUUAGUAAUUUACAAAACCAAACCACAUUCAGAUCUUGAAGAAAACAUAUUAAAAUUAAAAUUAGAAAUUAAUGAUAAGCCUGCAUAUUUCAUAUAUUUUAGCCCAUCUGGUGUUAAUUAUACAAUUCCAAUAUUAAAAAAAUUAAACUAUAAUUUUGAAUUCAUUAAGUUUGUCGCAAUCGGUCCGACAACAGAAAAACAAUUAAUCGAAUUUGGAUUUAAAGUUUUUAAAACGUCUCUCGAACCGAAUCCUAAAUAUUUACUCGAUUCAAUUUUAGAAAAUUAA
Pediculus humanus corporis (human body louse) is the source of this 936-nucleotide messenger RNA. Its product is annotated as Uroporphyrinogen-III synthase, putative. Gene Ontology annotation, biological process: uroporphyrinogen III biosynthetic process. The transcript has 5 exons. Gene Ontology annotation, molecular function: uroporphyrinogen-III synthase activity. The record is from RefSeq and is a predicted model, not a curated record. The coding region runs from base 1 to 936 and encodes 311 amino acids. Lineage: Eukaryota; Metazoa; Arthropoda; Insecta; Psocodea; Pediculidae.